AUGGCGGCGUCGACCGCGCCCGUCGCACAGAUGGCUCGCCUCGCCCUGGCGCUGGCCAUGGUGCUGCCCGGUGUAGCCGCCGACAAAGCUACGACAAAUGCAGAGGCAACGCUUCCGCCGUACUUCGGCGACUUCACCAUGGUGGUUGCCAUCAAUCCUUCCGAGGCGGGGCCAGUCCCCAACGAAUAUCCUGUCGUGCCGCUGACUCGGGAAGUCGGCCUGAAUGGGACUCAGACCACACUUGCUGCGAUCAAAACAACAGGCUCGUUGGUGAAUGUAGAUCAAAGCAAUUUCAAUCUCUUCAAUGACUCGGGCCAGAUCGCCUACGUGUCGUGCGACUCGGUGCCCGAGCAGUCUAAUAUAUCACCGAGCGACGUCCUGAACAGUUUGAUGGAGGGCCCCACGAAACCCGAGGCCAUUCUUCUCUAUACGACAAGCGCUGCAUAUUGUUCCUUGGAUGGGACCAACUUGGCAUACCAGUCCAUCUGGAGCAUGGUCAGCUCCGAGAGCGCCUGGGGGGCCAAGAAUUUGACGUCGGCUUCUGCAGGAACAGUCAGAGCCACCAUCGAGGGCAACGACACAGCCAACGGGUCUGAUUCGGGCGAUGGUAGUACCGGCGGUAACAAUUCCGCCGUCGCCAUGAGCAUACUGUACAGCAUCACAGGGCUGAUAACUCUUUUGUUCCUGGUCAUCAUUGCAACUGGCGCCGUACGGGCCCACCGGCACCCGGAACGAUACGGCCCUCGCGCUGGUUACGGAGGCCGCGCAAGACAAAGCAGAGCCAGGGGUCUUGCCCGUGCUGUUCUGGACACCAUACCUAUCGUCAAGUUCGGCGACCAGCAUCCAGUCAAGGGGGAUCCGGAUCAGGAAUUAGAAAGCAUACCAGGCGACCGCCACCAGGAUUCGCCCGUACCAAUGCAGACAAAGCCCAUGCAUGAGACUGUGGUCGGCGUAGCACUAACCCCAGGCUCAAAUGCUACUGAACAAGAGCGCACGACGCCAAAUGCCACAGGCUCCGUAGCGAACUCUGCCGCUGGCAAUGAGCCUGUCCACGACGAGCAUCUAGGCUGCACCAUUUGCACAGAAGAUUUUGAGGUUGGUGAGGAUAUGAGAGUUCUCCCUUGUGAUCACAAGUUCCAUCCGGCUUGUGUCGACCCUUGGUUGAUCAAUGUCUCGGGCACUUGUCCAUUGUGUCGCCUCGACCUGCGUCCACAAGGGGCGCACGAUGAUACCGCUCACACCGAGGAACCACCCAAUCAUGGUGACGGAGAAGGUGUUCAGGGGCAUGCCGAGGAUGCUGAGGCCGUGCAAGUGCGGCGCCGUUCCCGAUUGCUAGAUUGGAAUCGCUUACGACAUGCCUCCGUCGACGAGCGAAUUCAAGCUUUGAGGCAGAUUCGUGAGCAAGAGCAGUCGACCAGUCCUAGAAGCCCAACCUCCGACACCACUCAGCAUACAACACUCACCAAUAGACUUCGAGAGAAGUUCCACAUCCGUACAAGGACACAAGCCUAG
Molecule: messenger RNA, 1512 nt
Organism: Neoarthrinium moseri
Lineage: Eukaryota; Fungi; Ascomycota; Sordariomycetes; Amphisphaeriales; Apiosporaceae
Exons: 3
Coding region: 1-1512 (503 amino acids)
Source: RefSeq, a predicted model, not a curated record